This is a messenger RNA of Limanda limanda (common dab), 5069 nucleotides long. RefSeq lists its product as uncharacterized. The record is from RefSeq and is a predicted model, not a curated record. The transcript is spliced from 7 exons. Gene Ontology annotation, molecular function: GTP binding. The coding region runs from base 1104 to 4439 and encodes 1111 amino acids. Lineage: Eukaryota; Metazoa; Chordata; Actinopteri; Pleuronectiformes; Pleuronectidae.
GUCUUUGUUAAAUAAGUCACUGUCUUUUAUCAUAGGGAAUUUGCAAUGGAUCUUAUUUCUGUGUGCGCUUGUACGUGGAUGUGGUUUGUACAUGCCUGCAUGUAAUUGGGAUUAUUAAAGUCCUGGUAGAAUGUAGUCGAACAGGGCGGGCAGGGUGUGGCUGGGAUGCAGUUAGCAACCUAAGAAAGAGUGAGAGAACGGCCUUUAGUGAAAACCCUUUAGAUCUGGUUCACUCAGGCGCAACAGGUGAGAGGAGGAAGUGAACAAGUAGAAAUAUGAGGAUUGGAAUGCAAGAAGUGGACAGAUCUUUGACUGUGGGACAUUUAGAAAGAGAUCAGAGAAGGAAAAACAAACCGUCUUCACAAAGUUCAUGUGUAUUUAAAGAUCACUCAUCCUUUCUAUAAAUACCGGAUUAGAUUAUAAUAAUAAAACGUUUUAUUUAUAUAGCUCCUUUCAAAACAUAGUUAAUCAUUAAUUAAAAGUGACUGGGGGACUUCCUGUCCAAUGAUCCAAAAAAAAAAAGUUAAAAAGUUUUUAAAUCUUCAGGUGACCUGAAAGAUGUCCCCAUCAAUCAUCAACAUCUGAUCACCUGAAACUCAAAGUGGCCGUCUUACAGGGGGCACUAUGGAGCCCAUUGGCUUUGCCCUAGCAACGUAAACUUUGUGACUUUCACAUUGCCUGAAGCCACAUUAAGUGAGUUUUCCAGCAUCCUAUGGCCCUCAUAAAUAGGCUCUUGCAGAAUAAUAAUAAUUAUCAUAAUAAUAAUAAUCCCCAUCAUCAUAAUCAUCAUUAAAAACAAUAGGUCGCACCUUCAGAGCUCUGGGCCUAUGGACAGAAUAGAAGUACAGUUUGAGGGACUGCCAUAAGUGCCUCUAUAGAUAAAAGAAUUUCAAAUGAGCAAACAAAUAAAAUAAAAUCCAGCUGUUUAAAUACUCUCUGAGGUACUUCUACCGUAUAGAUCAAUUAAUUGAAAUAAAAUAAUCAAACUAUAGAUAAAAUCAGCUUUUGGGGCAUUUUAAUAAGGAACUUAAAAUGGGAGCCUUAUAUCUCCCAGGGAAGUCCUGUCUGAAAACAAUGGAAAGUUGUUUCAUGAGCUUCCUCAGAUGUAUGAGAAUGCAUCAUUAUCAACGUCUCAUUAUCAACGUCUCAUCUUUUCCUUCUUUCCAGCCAUGAGUGAUCACCUCAGAAGUAGCUACUCUGGGUCCUCAGCCCCGGAGCUGAGGCUCAUUCUUCUGGGGAACCUUGGAUGUGGAAAGACUUCCUCAGUCGACACCAUCCUGGGCCAACUGUCGCCCGUCUCUCCCUCUGCCUCCAGGAGCUGCCAGCUGCGACGGGGCUUCACCGAGGGCAGGAGCAUGACCCUGGUGGAGGCGCCGAGAUGGUACUGGAACGGAGGGAAGAUGGAGGAGAGCGUCAGGAAGGAGACGGAGCGAGUGCUGGAACUGGCAGAACCGGGUCCACACGCCAUUUUGCUGCUGGUGCCAGUGGGCCAGUUCACAGAGAUGGAGGGUCGAGUACCUGCAGAGAUGGAGCAGCUGUUUGGGGAGGAGUCACUGGAUCACACCCUGGUCCUGCUGACGUGUGGGGACUAUUUGAUGGGAAGGACAGUGGAGGAAUACCUGCAGAAAGAGAAUCCAGGCCUGCGGCAGAUCAUUGAGCGCUGCGGGGGGCGGUGCCAUGUCAUCAAUAAUCGUCAGCGACAGGACAGGGAGCAGGUCCGCGAGCUGCUGGAGAAGGUGGAGAAUAUGGUGCAGGCAAAGGGGGUGUACCACAGGAAAACGGUUCAGGAGCAGGAUCUGGAGAGACGAGUGAACGAGAGACGACAGGAACUUAUGGAAAGUUACAGAGCUCAAAAGGAAGAGCGAAUAGAAAGUAGAGGAGAGGAGGGCGGUACCACCUUGGAGAAGUGGAGGAGAGAAGAGAGAGACGAGACGGAGAGAAGAGCAAGUGGAAGUCAAAGGUCCAAUGGGCUUCAUUCAACUCCAGCGCCAGAGCCAGAGUCGUAUUCAUCUUAUUCACAGAUGCAGGAUGACAGGCAGGUGAAGAGGACGCCCAGCUUCAGACUGAACCCAGAUGGAGCUGUACUCUCUCAAAUGUCUGAGGUUGCAUCAUCUCCGAAAAAGAUUACAACGUUUCAUCACAGAAUCAACAGCUUUGAAGAGAGAUUCCCGGAGGCGCCUCCUACUUCCUCUCCCUAUUCACCCGUCUUCUCCUCCUCCCCUUCCUCACCGACCUUUGCUGCCUCCUCUUCCACACUCCCCUCAUCCUCCUCCCCCUCCUCAUCUACUUUUGCCUCCGCCUCUCCCACGUCAUCCUAUUCAUCCUCCUCAUCCUCUUCAUUCCCCUCAUUCUCCUCGUCCUCCACAUACCCCUCAUCUUAUUCAACCUCCACAUCAACUUUGGCCCCCGCCUCUCACACAUCAUCCUCUUCAUUCCACUCAUCUUCCUCAUCCUCCACAGUCCCCUCAUCCUCCUCAUCCUCCACAUUCCCCUCAUCGUAUUCAAGCGCCCCAUCAACUUUAGCUUCUGCCUCUCGCACAUCAUCCUCUUCAGUCCCUUCAUCCUCCUCAACCUCCACAGUCCCUUCAUCCUCCACUUCUUCCACAUUGCCCUCAUCUUAUUCAACCUCCUCAUCAACUUUUGCCUCUGCCUCUUCCACCUCAUACCCCUCAUCCUCCUCACCCUCUCCGGAGCUGCGUCUGGUGCUUCUCGGGCGCUCUGGAGCAGGGAAGAGUGCAGCCGGCAACAGCAUCCUCAGGGGAGACGAGUUCAAGUCGGACCCGGACAGCCUCACGUCUGUCACUCAGCAGUGUGAGAAAAAGAAGGCGCUGGUUGAAGGACGAAGGGUGGCAGUGGUGGAUACCCCAGACUGGUUCACUUCAGAGCGAACUCCAGAUGAGGUGCGAGCUCAGAUCUCCUCCUGUGUUGCUUUGUCCAGUCCCGGCCCCCACGCCUUCCUCCUGUGCGUCCCCUUGGACCAGCCCGCAAAGACCGAGCUCCAGGCCCUCAAGACCCUCGAAGUUGUUUUCGGCCCGGACGCAAUCCAGAAACACACUCUGGUCCUUUUCACUUACGCAGAUCGACUGAGGGAGACUGGGAAGGCAGGAAACAACAGCAUAGAGGAAUAUAUUGCCAGUCAGCGGGGGGAUUUCUUAAACCUUGUGGAAAAAUGCCGUGACAGGUUUCAUGUUCUGGAGAGCGGAUGGGGUCAGGAGGAGAUGAGGAACGUGGCGGAACUGCUAGAAAAGGUGGAGCAGACGGUGCGGGAGGCCGGAGGACAGUGUUACUCUUGUCCUGCUUUUCAGGAGGCUGAGAACCGAGUGAGACAGAGACAGGUAGAGAUAGCGAGAGAGAAUAGAGGCAAGAAGCUGGAGAAGGAAAAAUCAAGCGAGGUUGCACAGCUUAACUCAGAGAGGCGGUUAAUCUAUCCCUUCAUGCAGUCUGUGGCCGAGGCAGAAGAGGAAGUGAGAGAAGAUGAGAUAGAGAAAACACGGCAUGAGGCAGAGAUGAGUGUAAGCACCAUGGACAUCGAGAGCCUUCCUGCUAUUACACUUUCAGGCUUGUCGCCUUCAUUACUUAGUUCCAUUAUGGAGAAAAUGGAGUCUAGUGCAAAAAUGUUACCCAAGCUGUUGUCAGAUGGCUCCGUGUGGGCUGGUGAGGGAGCUAAGAAGGUGAAAAGUAGCCCAGUGUGGGGGACGGUGGGCACCAGAGCACAAAACCUUCAGAAGAUGAUGGCUGAUAGUUCAGUUUGGGGAAAGAUGGGAGCUGGCGCACAACAUGCAUCCAAACUAGUAGGAGAUAGAGUACCCAAGGUGGUGGUGGAUAGUUCUGUGUGGGUGGGAUCUGGAGCAAAAGCAGCAGCAGGAAGUCCCAUGUGGGGGAAAGUUGGUUCCGGGGCCAAACUAGUGGCGGACAGAUCCAUGCUUGUAGGGUCCGGGAUCGGAUCUGGGGCCAAGAAUUUGGCACAGAGUCCUAUGUGGGGAAAAGUAGGAUCUGGGGCCAAGAGCGGAGCUAAACUGCUAGCUGACAGUUCUUUACGAGUCGGAGCUGGAAUCGGUGCCGGUGCAAAGAAGGUGGCGCAGAGUCCGGCGUGGAAGAAGAUGGGCUCGGGGGCCAAAGCAGGGGCCAAGGCAGGGGCCAAAAUGGUGGCUGAGAGCCCAGUGUGGGAGAAAACCGUGACCACUGUUAAAGAGGUGCCCAAGGUUGUUUAUGCAGGCGCACUGCUGGGUCUCCUGCUGGGCUUGUUUCUGUGGGGUCUCCUCGGCGGAGCUGUCGGUGCAGCUGCUGGAUCAGUGGUAACUGAAGUGGGCAGACGGAAGCUCAGCAAGAAAACCACGUUAGAAAAGACGAACGAAGCCGUCAAAUCUGUGGAGAGAAAAGUGAACGACAGCGUGGACUCACUGGCAAAACAAGGAGAGAAAGUUCUGAAAACUGAAUGAACGACUGAAGGGAGUGUGUUUGUAAAGUGCUUAACAUUAAUUAAGACAUUGAUUUGUUUUGAUUUAGUACCGUCACAAUUUAACUCAAAAUCAACUUCUUAUUUAUUCACAGAAUUUUUAGAUAAAGGGUUUAUUUUAAAAUAAAAGAUGUUUACAACUUCACUUUUUUUUCCCGCUAGUUCAAGAAAGUGGGUGUUUGUGUCUUUUAAGAAAUGUUGAAUAUUACCCACAGUAAUUGUUUGAUUGAUAUUUGUCAUUCAAGCAUCAAAUGUCUAUAUAUGAAAAGAAUGUCUACAUUUGGCCACAAUAACUCAAAGUUGUUAGGGCACAUUGCACAAGUAUGUAGGUACGUGUUUUAUAUACAGUUUGCAAUCGGCUUCUGUAAGAAAAACAUGAAAUUAUUGUAAAAUAAUUAUUAAACUUUAUAAUUAUACUUUACACUAUGAUUUUGCCAAAUUCUUGCCCAUCACUAAAUGUAAGUAGUAGAGUCAAGGGGAAUUUAAACUUGAUUUCUUUGUCUGUCAACACGUUACAUUACAAACUCUACACAGUACAGUGCAUCAUUCACUGAGCACCUUCCCCUUAUACUUUAUUCUCCUGUACUUAAUUAAAGAAAAAUGCAUUGUUAAA